Molecule: messenger RNA, 759 nt
Organism: Entamoeba dispar SAW760
Lineage: Eukaryota; Evosea; Mastigamoebida; Endamoebidae
Product: ribonuclease 2 precursor, putative
Exons: 1
Coding region: 1-759 (252 amino acids)
Biological process (GO): RNA catabolic process
Cellular component (GO): extracellular region
Molecular function (GO): ribonuclease T2 activity; RNA binding
Source: RefSeq, a predicted model, not a curated record
AUGUUUAUAUUAUUAAGUUUAAUUGCUUUAUGUUAUGCUGAACAAUGUGUCCAUGAUGAGUUUGAAUUAUGCACAAGUAAUAAUUGUAAAGUUACUUGGGACUUUGUUCUUUUAGUUACAACUUGGCCAGGAGAAUUUUGUAAAACUAAAUGCUGUGAUAUGCCAACACGUCUUGGCCAAAUGACAGAUGGAUUUUCAAUGCAUGGAUGGUGGCCAUCAUUUUCUUCUGGGUCUAUGCCAGCUUGCUGUAAGUAUACUACAAGUCGUAGUGAAGUUCAAAAAGUAAUUGAGUCUGAUCCUGCUUUGUUAGAUGAUAUUGCAUUUUACUGGCCAUCUCUUUCUCGAUGUCAUUUCAUUGAAUAUGAAUAUGACAAACAUGGAGUUUGUUUAACUGAUGUAUAUACUGGAGAAAAUGGAGUUAAAGAUUAUGUUAAUGCUGCAAUUAAAUUACUUAAAAAAGCUGAUGCAUGGAAUGUGUUUAAGAGUGCUGGUGCUGUUGCUGAUGGUAAAACUAAAAUUAGUAAAAAAGUACUUCUUAAUGCUCUUGCAAAGAAAAUAGGAGUUGAAAAUGCUGCAUAUUUUAGAUGUUCAUCAAAUUCUGUUUCUGAAUUAAGAUAUUGUACAACAGUUCUUUCAUCAGACAAAGCAAACCCAAUGUUCCAACGAUGUACUGAUAAAGUACUAAGAAAAGAUAAUUGUGGUGAUGAAAUUACAUUUGCUCCACAAUUACAAUUAACACCAACUGGUUGUGAUUAUUAA